Messenger RNA from Aegilops tauschii subsp. strangulata, 595 nucleotides. RefSeq lists its product as uncharacterized. The record is from RefSeq and is a predicted model, not a curated record. Lineage: Eukaryota; Viridiplantae; Streptophyta; Magnoliopsida; Poales; Poaceae.
CCACUCUUCCUCCCGUCAACACAAACCAGUAUCAAUUCAGCGAGAUAGUUCAAGAGAAUCAGCUCUGUUCUUUCAGUACCGCAACUUUGCAAGUCCACUACUACCAUACAGAAGGAUCACAAGUCAGUGUCCACUCUCCAGCAGCGCAGCAAGAACAAGGAGGAGGAGGAGGAGGAGAGAUGGCUGCUCCGGCGAAGGCGUCGUGGAUGGUGGCCAUGAGCGUGGGCGCUGUGGAGGCCCUCAAGGACCAGGCUGGACUCUGCCGCUGGAACUACGCACUCAGGUCCGUCCACCGGACAGCCAAGGCCAACGUUCGAGGCGGCGCCUCGCAGGGCAAGAAGCAGCUGCCUGCCUCCGCGGCAGCCGUGGCAGAGAGGCGGCGAGCGGAGAAUUCCGAGGAGGGGCUGAGGACGGUCAUGUACCUCAGCUGUUGGGGCCCAAAUUAGGAGUACUAGUAGCUAGGGCAUAGGGGCGCUUGUGUUCGUUGCAGCAAGAGUAACCUUGUACGAAGACAUGGCCUGAGAGACUUCCUGGUUGUCCCAUGAUCGGUUGUAAAGAUACCAUGAUGAUGAUGAAAAUUUCGCCUACGAGUUUA